This is a messenger RNA of Cyphellophora attinorum, 1143 nucleotides long. Its product is annotated as NAD-dependent protein deacylase. The transcript has a single exon. Bases 1 to 1143 code for a protein of 380 amino acids. Lineage: Eukaryota; Fungi; Ascomycota; Eurotiomycetes; Chaetothyriales; Cyphellophoraceae. The record is from RefSeq and is a predicted model, not a curated record. Gene Ontology annotation, molecular function: NAD+ binding.
AUGACACCCAAAGCCAAGGACGACAUGCCCUCCACGGACAUCGCGGCAUUCAAGGCCCAUCUCCUCAACUCUCGCCGCAUCGUUGCUCUCCUCGGCGCAGGACUGAGCGCAUCAAGCGGACUACCUACCUUUCGUGGCGCAGGAGGUCUCUGGCGCAACUACGAUGCGACUGUGCUGGCAACUCCCACCGCCUUCCGCAAUGAUCCUGGCCUUGUCUGGCAGUUCUACUCCUACCGUCGCCAUAUGGCAUUGAACGCCAAGCCGAAUCCAGCACACUACGCCCUGGCUGAGCUGGCGCGGCGCAACCCGCAGUUCUUGACGUUGAGCCAGAACGUGGACAACCUUGGACCCAGAGCAGGUCAUCCGGAAAAGCAGUUGAAGCUCCUACAUGGCAACCUGUUCGACAUUAAGUGUUGGGACGAGCGCCGCUGCGGCUAUGUACGCAAGAAUGAUCUGACUGACCCAAUUGUCGAAGCACUGGCAAUUCCGGAAGACCAGGCCGCUAUCGAUGUGAUGCUACAGAAGAAGGACGGUGUCGAUCCAGAGAAGCCUGCUUUUGGCAAUAAGCUACUGGAGAAACACAUUGCUCAGAAGGGUGCUUCAAUUGGGACAUCAGGCGAGGAGACUGCUGCGCCGGAGCUCAAAGAGCCUGGCCAAAUAGUCAACACGAAAGCUGCGAAGACUGCAGAGCGACAAUCCGACGUGCCCUCGAACCCUCUGAUUCGGGGCCUUGACAUCUCCAACGCCGACAUCCCGAUCUCAUCACCACCCACAGGAGCCCUCCCACACUGCCCGAAAUGCGAGAAGAAUCUCCUGCGUCCGGGUGUCGUGUGGUUCGGCGAGUCUCUCCCAGAGGAUGUCAUGCAAUCCGUCAAUGACUACUUCGCAGAGAAUGACAAGAUCGACCUCAUGUUAGUCAUCGGCACUUCAGCCAAGGUAUGGCCUGCUGCAGGAUACUCCGCCAUGGCAAAGAAGAAGGGUGCAAGAGUUGCGGUAAUCAACAUGGAUCGCAGCGAUGCUCGAGCACUGGACAGUGACGACUUCUUCUUUGAGGGCGAUGCUGCUGUGCUGGUGCCUCAGCUUCUGGAAGGGGUAAUUGGCAAGCCAGACACGUGGCGAAGUGCUGAAGAUGCUAAACAAUGA